Messenger RNA from Anisakis simplex (herring worm), 330 nucleotides. The record is from the annotation of a GenBank genome assembly. Lineage: Eukaryota; Metazoa; Nematoda; Chromadorea; Rhabditida; Anisakidae.
AGCGAUUCCUUAUGGGGUUAUCCGGUUGUUGUGAUCGUGCACGGUGGUGGUUUCAAAUACUUCUCGUCUUCAUUGCUGCCACACGAUACACUCUGCAAUAAUUUCGUUAAAGAAGGCAUUAUCGUAGUGACAUUCAACUAUCGUGUUGGCUUCCUGGGUUUUCUAAGUACCGGUGAAGGGCCGUUACCGGGUAAUCUUGGUCUCUGGGACCAAACUGAAGCACUUGUCUUCGUCAGCGAGAAUAUCCCGGCCUUUGGAGGUGACCCAAGGAGAGUGACGCUUCUUGGACAAGGCGCUGGUGCGGCAAGUAUUUCAGCACUUUCAAUUUCA